This is a messenger RNA of Erpetoichthys calabaricus (reedfish), 7250 nucleotides long. It is a transcript of the gene myo10, whose product is annotated as myosin X. Gene Ontology annotation, molecular function: cytoskeletal motor activity; protein binding; ATP binding. The record is from RefSeq and is a predicted model, not a curated record. Lineage: Eukaryota; Metazoa; Chordata; Cladistia; Polypteriformes; Polypteridae. Bases 178 to 6369 code for a protein of 2063 amino acids. The transcript has 41 exons. Gene Ontology annotation, cellular component: cytoskeleton; myosin complex.
UUGUCGGCUCUGAUUUCCUGCCCGCCACUUUCUCUCCUUUUUAAUCUCUGGACCGGAUAUUGUUAGCCUCACUAGUACAGCAGUCUCACCAGGUAGCACAUACAAGUCACCUGCCCGGUAAAUGUAACUGUCGCUGUCUGUGGGCAACCUUAACUACACCGGAUUGUUACUGCAAACAUGGAAAUACCUCGUUAUUUAGCGAAAAAGGCGAAAAGCAGAAACUGCCACCGGGAUAAGUUAACGGACGUUUUUCAGGGAGCACGAGUUUGGCUAAAAGAAAAUGAUGUGCAUAUUCCCUGCACUGUUUCUACCUGUACAGGAGGACUGGUGGUGUUUACUGCAGAUUAUGGAGAGGUAUUUACAUACAAACAAAAUGCCCUUACCAGGCAGAAAGUGGCUGUUAUGCACUCCACAAGUACCACGGGAGUGGAAGAUAUGGCCAUACUGAAUGAUCUUCAUGAAGGGGCUAUUAUGCACAAUCUCUUUUUACGGUAUCAACAAGACUCUAUUUAUACCUAUAUCGGCUCAAUUCUGGCCUCUGUCAAUCCAUACAAGUCAAUUCCUGGCCUCUAUGAUAGUCACACAGUGGAAUUAUAUAAUAAACAUAACCUUGGAGAACUUGCCCCACACAUCUUCGCCAUUGCAAAUGAAUGUUAUCGAUGUCUCUGGAAGCGUCUUGAAAACCAGUGUGUUCUCAUCAGUGGAGAAAGUGGUGCUGGGAAGACAGAAAGUACAAAGCUUAUUCUUAAGUUCCUGUCUGCUGCCAGUCAGAAUUCAUUAGAUUUAACAUGUAAGGAGAAAACCUUGCAUGUGGAGCAAGCUUUGUUGGAAAGCAGCCCAAUAAUGGAAGCUUUUGGGAAUGCAAAAACAAUUUACAACAACAACUCGAGCCGAUUUGGGAAGUUCAUGCAACUCAACUUUUGCCAGAAGGGUAACAUUCAAGGUGGAAAAAUAGUAGACUAUUUAUUAGAAAAGAACCGUGUUGUACGUCAGAAUCCUGGUGAAAGGAACUAUCAUAUUUUUUAUGCACUGCUCGCAGGAGCAGAAGGGGAGUUAAAAGAUACAUUUUAUUUGUGUCAUCCAGAAAAUUAUUAUUACUUGAAGCAGUCUGGAUGUACUGUGGAUAGCACAAUCAAUGACAAGGAGACCUUCCAAGAAGUCAUGGCAGCCAUGAAGACAAUGCACUUUAGCACAGAGGACAUCCAUGAUAUUUUCAAGAUUCUUGCUGGGAUUCUACAUUUAGGAAAUAUUGACUUUGUCACUGCUGGCGGGGCACAGAUCUCUUCCAAAUCAGCUUUAGGAAAAGUUUCGGAACUGCUUGGGUUGGAUUCAGCACAGCUCGCAGAAGUACUCACCCACAGAUCCAUGAUCCUGAGGGGGGAAGAAAUCUCCACUCCUCUCAGUGUAGAGCAGGCAGUGGACUCUAGAAAUUCAAUGGCCAUGGCACUUUAUGCCCAAUGCUUUACGUGGAUUAUUCAGAUGCUCAACAGUAAGAUUAAAGGAAAAGAUGACUUUCGAUCCAUUGGAAUUCUGGAUAUAUUUGGAUUUGAAAACUUUGAGAUUAAUCGUUUUGAGCAAUUCAACAUUAACUAUGCAAAUGAGAAACUUCAGGAAUAUUUUAACAAGCAUAUUUUUUCAUUGGAGCAACUGGAAUAUAAUAAGGAGGGACUGGCCUGGGAAGAUAUCAACUGGAUGGAUAAUGGGGAGUGCCUGGAUCUAAUUGAAAAGAAACUGGGGUUGUUGGCUCUCAUUAAUGAAGAGAGUCACUUUCCAAAAGCUACUGACAGCACAUUGCUUGAAAAACUUCAUAGUCAGCAUGCGCAAAAUCCAUUCUAUGUGAAACCUCGGGUCGCAGUUCAUAAUUUUGGAUUGAAACAGUAUGCUGGUGAGGUUAUAUAUGAUGUGAGAGGUAUCCUUGAGAAAAACAGAGAUACAUUUAGGGACGAUGUUCUUAAUUUACUACGCGAAAGUGGGGUAGAUUUCAUAUAUGACCUCUUUGAGCAUGUCUCAAGUCGAAACAAUCAGGAUACUCUGAAAACUGGCUCCAAGCAUCGGAAGCCAACAGUGAGCUCACAGUUUAAGCAUUCUCUCCAUUCUCUCAUGGCCACGUUGAGUUCAUCAAAUCCAUUUUUCAUUCGCUGCAUCAAACCAAAUUCUGAGAAGAUGCCAGACCAGUUUGACAACUCCUUGGUGCUAAACCAGUUGCGGUAUUCUGGAAUGCUAGAGACAGUUAGAAUAAGGAGGGCUGGGUUUCCUGUAAGGAGAAACUUUCAAGAUUUUUUUGCAAGGUACAAGGUAUUGAUGAAAAACAUGACACUUCCAGAAGAUAUGAAAGGAAAGUGUACCACUUUACUACAUCAUUAUGACAGUACACAUAACGAAUGGCAGCUUGGAAAAUCUAAAAUCUUUUUACGAGAGUCCCUAGAAAAUAAGUUGGAAAAGCAGCGUGAAGUUGACGUCUGUAAGGCUGCCAUGGUCAUCCAGGCUCAUAUCAUGGGUUACAUUGCCAGGAAACAAUAUCAGAAGAUCUUGCAGUGCAUUAUUGUGAUUCAAAAGAAUUACAGAGCGUUCUUCUGGAGGAGGAGAUUUCUUCAUAUUCGCAGAGCAGCUGUCAUAUUUCAGAAGUGUGUUAGAGGUCAUUUAGCUCGAAGGAUGUAUAUCCAGUUACUUGCAGAUCACAGACGAAAGGAAGAGGAAGACAGGGAAAGAAAAAGAUUAGAAGCUGAACGUCUUGCUCAAAAGGAGCAGCAAGCUAAUGAGCAAAAGGAGUUGACAGCUCAUCUUAUUACCAAAAAUAAUGUGAAAGAAGAGGGUCACAUUCUGGAGCGGCCUCAGGAUAGUACUCAGAUUGAGGAAAUCUUAAGGCUGGAGAGGGAGAUUCAGGAUCUCCAACGCAAGAAGGAGCAGCAGGAACUGUCUUUGACAGAGGCCUCCCUCCAACGACUUCAGCUUUUGCGAGAUGAGGAGUUAAAACGCUUAGAGGAAGAGGCCUGCCGUGCAGCUCAGGAGUUUCUUGAGUCACUUAACUUUGAUGAGAUUGAUGAAUGUGUACGGAACAUUGAGAAAUCCCUUACUUUUGGUAACAAUAAUACAAUACUUGCGGAGAAGCCAAGUUUCAAAUUUAGCCAGCCAUGCCCUGAGGAAGAAGUGGAUGAGGGCUUUGAGGCUGAUGAUGAUGCUUUUAAAGAUUCCCCUAACCCAAGUGAACAUGAACACUCAGACCAAAGGACUAGUGGAAUUAGAACUAGCGAUGAUUCAUCUGAGGAAGAUCCGUAUAUGAAUGAUACCAUGAUUGCUGCUAGCCCUGCGAAUGCAACACUGGUCCCCACUCUUCAGGACACACAUAACUUGAACCUGAAUGUGUCUACCAGUGGAGAGGCUGAGUACUAUAUGCCUGAGGACAUUAACUGUCAGGUCCAGGACUCCGUAGAACUGAUUCCUCCCAAUGAAGACUCGGACUAUGAUCAAGAUGAUUAUGAUGAUGGAGCUAUAGCUUCUGGAAGCAGUGUGACAUUUUCAAACCCCCGCAGUGGUCAGUGGUCUCCAGAUUAUCGAUUUUCUGUGGGCACUUAUAAUAGUUCUGGAGCUUAUCGGUUCAGCUCAGAAGGAGCACAGUCCUCUUUUGAAGACAGUGAAGAUGAUUUUGAUAGCCGAUUUGACACCGAUGAUGAAUUAUCUUACCGUAGAGAUUCUGUGUACAGCUGUGUCAGCCUUCCCUAUUUCCAUAGUUUCCUCUUCAUUAAAGGGGGUAUAAUAAAUACGUGGAAAAGAAGAUGGUGUGUCCUUAAGGAUGAAACAUUUUUGUGGUUCCGUUCCAAACAAGAGGCACUGAAGCAAGGAUGGCUGCACAAGAAAGGUGGUGGCUCUUCUACCCUCUCAAGACGCAACUGGAAAAGACGCUGGUUUGUUCUGCGGCAGUUUAAACUGAUGUAUUUUGAGAAUGACAGUGAAGAGAAGCUCAAGGGAACGUUAGAUGUGAGACAGGCAAAAGAGAUCAUUGAUAAUACAGGGAAGGAAAAUGGAAUUGAUAUCAUAAUGCCAGAACGAACUUAUCAUCUCAUUGCAGAGUCUGCUGAAGAUGCCAGCCAUUGGUUCAGUGUCUUGAGCCAGGUACAUGGAUCCACUGAGCAGGAGAUUCGUGAAAUGCAUGAUGAACAAGCCAAUCCUCAAAAUGCAGUGGGUACUCUUGAUGUCGGAAUGAUAGAUUCAGUGUGUGCUUCUGAUAAUCCAGACAGACCUAACUCUUUUGUAAUUAUCACUGCCAAUCGCAUUCUGCAUUGCAACGCUGAUACUCCUGAAGAGAUGCAUCACUGGAUUACACUUCUGCAGAGAUCGAAAGGAGAUACACGUGUUGAGGGGCAGGAGUUCAUCGUGAGAGGUUGGCUGCACAAAGAAAUGAAAAACAGUUCAAAAGCCUCACCCAGGUUGAAGAAACGUUGGUUUGUGCUAACGCACAACUCCCUGGAUUACUAUAAGAGCUCUGAAAAGAGUGCUAUCAAGCUCGGAACUGUUGUGCUCAAUAGCCUUUGCUCAGUAGUGCCACCUGAUGAGAAAGUUUUCAAAGAAACAGGUUAUUGGAAUGUUACUGUCUAUGGCCGCAAGCACUGCUAUCGUCUCUUUACAAAGCUAUUGAAUGAAGCGACUAGAUGGUCUAGUGCUAUUCAGAAUGUCAUAGAUACCAAAGUUCCUAUUGAUACUCCGACACAACAGCUUGUUCAAGAUAUUAAGGAAAACUGCUUAAAUCCUGAAGUUGUUGAACAGAUAUAUAAAAGGAAUCCAAUUCUUCGCUACACCCAGCACCCAUUGCACUCCCCACUGCUACCAUUGCCUUAUGGAGAUAUAAAUCUCAACUUGCUGAAAGAUAAAGGCUAUACCACUCUGCAAGAUGAAGCUAUCAAAAUUUUUAACUCCCUUCAGCAAAUGGAGUCUGUUCCUGAUCCAGUCCCAAUCAUUCAGGGUAUUUUGCAAACUGGACAAGACCUUCGACCUCUUCGAGAUGAGCUUUACUGUCAGUUAAUCAAACAGACAAACAAAACACCUGACCCAGGAAGUGUUGGCAAUUUGCGCAACUGGCAAAUUUUGACAUGUAUGAGUUGCACAUUUGCACCCUCUCGUACCAUUAUGAAGUACUUGAAAUUUCACUUAAAAAGAAUACGAGAACAGUUCCCAGGCACUGAAAUGGAGAAAUACUCUUCCUUUAUUUUUGAUACACUGAAGAAAACUAAAUCAAGAGAAUCAGUGCCAUCACGAGAGGAAAUCAAAGCGGUUAUAACAAGAGAAGAGCUGAUGACAACAGUAUACUGUCAUGGAGGAGGAUCAUGCAAAAUUACCAUCAACUCACAUACAUCAGCUGGAGAGGUGGUUGAAAAACUGAUCCGUGGCUUAGCAAUGGAAGACAGUAGGAAUAUGUUUGCCUUAUUUGAGUACAAUGGGAUUGAAAGCAAGGCAAUCGAGAGUAGGACUAUAGUUGCUGACGUUUUGUCUAAAUUUGAAAAACUGGCAGUAUCUUCUGAAGACAGUAACCCUUGGAAGUUUUAUUUCAAACUGUAUUGCUUCCUUGACACAGACAAUGUACCAAAAGACAGCGUCGAAUUUGCUUUUAUGUUUGAGCAGGCUCAUGAAGCUGUGGUCCAAGGGCAUUAUCCAGCACCUGAAGAAACACUGCAAUUCUUGGCAGCUUUAAGACUUCAGUAUUUACAAGGGGAUUUCACGUCAGCUAUAGUCCCUGAGAUGGAAGAGGUUUACCCAAUGGAGAGGCUUAAAUGCAGAAUUAUCCAGUCAGCUAAGGCUUUUGCUCCUGGCAGUGACAGAAGUGAUAAGAAACGUUCAAGCUUUUUAGAAGGUACUCUGCGUAGAAGUUUCCGUAGCGGCUCUAUAAGCAAGCAAAGGCUAGAGGAGGAGCAAAUGCUGGACAUGUGGGUGAAAGAAGAGAUCUCUGUCGUCAAGACAAACAUCCUUGACAAGUGGAGAAGACUCCAGGGUAUGACCCAGGAACUAGCCUUGAUGAAGUACAUGGCUGUAGUAAAAGAGUGGCCUGGAUAUGGUUCAACUUUGUUUGAUAUUGAGUCCAGGGAUGGGAAAUUCCCUCAAGAGCUGUGGUUAGGUGUUAGUGCUGAAGCCGUUUCCGUUUACAAGAGAGGAGAACCCAGGCCUUUAGAGGUUUAUCAUUACGAACAUAUUCUAUCCUUUGGUGCUCCAAUGUGUAAUAUGUACAAGAUUGUGGUGGAUGAACGGGAGCUACUCUUCGAAACAAGCCAGGUGGUGGACAUUGCUAAACUAAUGAAAGCCUAUAUCAGCAUGAUUGUGAAGAAACGCUACAGCACGUCACGGUCCAUCAGCAGUCAUGGAAGCCAAUGUAGCAGCAGGUGAAUGCAGGCUUUUAAGGAUUCUUGCUGUUCUUGGAUUUUGCCUGCAACAUAACAUUUGUUGAAAGGUGGAUCAGAAGGUGGAUCAUAAGCAACUAUAAGCGACUAAUCUUUGUACGCUUCUAAUGGAAGACAAUUAAUCUUAUCUAAACUUUGAAAGCUUUACUCUUUUCAUUAGAGUACCAAAUGUGUAGUUAAGCUAGAUGCUGCCAAUGUGGUAGUACAAAGUGCCUUAAAGCUACCCUCAGAAUGCACUGACUCAGUGCCAUGAGACAGCGUAGAACUUCUAAAUAUCAGCACUUGUACCAAGGAAUGGCUUUUAAGUGGAAUGACGUAAGUGAGUGUGGUGUGUGUUGUGUUCUUAAGGCAUUUGCCUGGCAGGUGUUCUGUUUUCUCCAGGCGUAAUGUUCCUUGUUAGAAACUUGGGUGUUUGUGAAUUUUUUUUUUUCCUACAUUUUUUUCAUGUUCUCUUAGGCUGCCAGAUACGUGUUCAGUGUCCUCCUGAUGUCUUUCUCUUUCUUUUCAUGUCACCUAAUUAUUGGAACGCUGCUGGCAGCCUUCCUUCAGGAAAACAUUAACAGCAUUCGUACUAUCUAUCUAUCUAUCUAUCUAUUUCAAAGAUGUGCCUUUUUUGUAUUAUAUGUAUUGAUAAUUUGUAAUCCAUAUUUUAAAAAAAUUUUAUUGUGAACUUUAUUUUAAGUGCAAUGUUUUAUAAAAUAGAGGGGUGUACAUUUUCGUUACCUGUUAAUAUCGACUAGACUGAUAAGAAAUGAAAAGUGUUAGCAUCAGUCUAGAGCAGUUAAUGCAGUCCAAAAACAUGUAACAGCUGUAUUUGUAAGAAUUCAAAAUGUGUACUUAACAGCCAUUAAAUACUGAUUUAUAGUG